AUGAAGUUCUCUCGUGUGUUCUUGUUCGUGUUCGCGUGUCUGCUCGCGCUGAGCGCCGUCAGCGCCGCGCCAGAACCGAGGUGGAAGGUCUUCAAGAAGAUCGAAAAGAUGGGCCGCAACAUCCGAGACGGUAUCAUCAAGGCAGGACCCGCUGUUGAGGUCCUGGGCUCAGCCAAGGCGCUGGGGAAGUAA
This is a messenger RNA of Spodoptera littoralis (African cotton leafworm), 192 nucleotides long. NCBI's taxonomy places the organism in Eukaryota, Metazoa, Arthropoda, Insecta, Lepidoptera, Noctuidae. The record is from the annotation of a GenBank genome assembly.